Messenger RNA from Coregonus sp. 'balchen', 327 nucleotides. The record is from the annotation of a GenBank genome assembly. NCBI's taxonomy places the organism in Eukaryota, Metazoa, Chordata, Actinopteri, Salmoniformes, Salmonidae.
AUGUGGCUGGCCACCGAGCUGGCAACAGGCAGCCGUGAGAUCAUCCUGUUCGCCUACCGCACAGAGUGCUACGACAAGUUCAACGUGUGGAGAAAGGCUGACGGCACCUACUGCCUGUACAUGAGUGGGGACGGGGUUUUCUUCCACCUGCCUGAGCUCAGCACAUUCCAGACCCACCUGUGUCUCACCUGGGAGUCUAUGUCAGGCAUGGCCAUGUUCUACGUAGAUGGGAAGAGGAGCAUUAGGAAGGUGUAUAAACCGGACACAAAUUGCAGGCUGUCGGUAGAGUCAUCCUGGGACAGAACCCAGACUCCUGAAGGAGUUUGA